ACUUACCUCGUGUUCUGGUUGCAAACAAAGAAAAAGUGCAUUUUAACUAUUAUUAAAUUACAUUUAAUUUAAUUUUAACAUUAAUAAGUGAGCGCGCGUGUGAACUCGCGUCGUGCAGCAAGUUACGUGCACCUCUAUAUGCGUCUCAUGGUCGCGUAAACGUCUGUGUGCGUGCGUGUGUGUAUUGGCAUUGUGUGGCUGUGGCAUUGGCGCUCCGCUGCUGCUGCUGCUGCGCCUCAGUUUCCAUUCAUAUUCUAUUAACUAAUAAACAAAUAACCUUCGGGGCCGACCCGCGCCAGUGCGAGUAAGCCAAAACUAAAAAUCAAAUUGCAGCAUUGACAAGGAAGUGCGUCUCCUUUCCGUCGCCGUUUCCGUGGGCUGUUUCCGUAUUGCUUAGGCAGCAGCAGAAGCAGCAACAAAUUCAAUUGCAAACGUAAAACAACAAAAAAAGAAAAAGAAAAAAGGCAAAGCCAAAGUGUUUGCCUGUGUUUGCGCUUGUGUGUGUGUGCGUGUGCGUGUGCGUGCGUGCGUUUGUGUGUGACGACAAACACAACGACAAAUGGCGGACGUAAAUGAUACAAGUGAACUCUUCGAUCUCGAGCUGCACGAAGAUGACAAAGCGCGAGACUCGGAUGACGACAGGAUCGAGCUGGAUGAUGUCGAUCUGGAACCGGAAUUGAGCAUAAACCUACACCAAGACAAUGAGGGCCAGGAAACCAUACAGCUCUCCGAGGAGAAUGUCAAUCCAGGCAAAAUCAAGUUGGGGCCAACGGAUUUUGAGCUUAAGAAAGUGCUUGGCAAAGGUGGCUACGGCAAAGUAUUUCAGGUGCGCAAAACCGCUGGACGUGAUGCCAACAAAUAUUUUGCGAUGAAGGUGCUCAAAAAGGCGUCCAUAGUGACCAAUCAAAAGGACACGGCGCACACGCGCGCCGAGCGAAAUAUACUCGAAGCAGUCAAGCAUCCGUUUAUUGUGGAAUUGGUGUAUGCCUUUCAAACAGACGGUAAAUUGUAUCUGAUACUCGAGUAUCUAAGUGGCGGUGAGCUGUUUAUGCAUUUGGAGCGAGAGGGCAUCUUUCUGGAGGAUACCACAUGCUUUUAUUUAAGUGAAAUCAUAUUGGCUUUAGGCCAUUUACACAAACUGGGCAUCAUUUAUCGCGAUCUGAAGCCAGAGAACAUACUGCUGGACGCACAGGGACAUGUUAAGCUAACGGAUUUUGGUCUGUGCAAGGAGCACAUACAAGAGGGUAUUGUCACCCACACCUUCUGCGGCACAAUUGAGUACAUGGCUCCAGAAAUCUUAACUAGAAGUGGCCAUGGCAAAGCCGUCGACUGGUGGUCCCUGGGCGCACUCAUGUUUGAUAUGCUCACGGGCGUGCCACCCUUCACCGCCGAGAAUCGCAAGAAAACCAUUGAGACCAUACUUAAAGCCAAGCUUAAUCUGCCAGCCUACCUCACACCCGAAGCCAGAGAUCUGGUGCGGCGCCUAAUGAAGCGGCAGGAGCCACAGCGUCUGGGCAGCGGACCCGAGGAUGCGGCGGCGGUUCAGUCACAUCCAUUCUUCAAACAUGUCAACUGGAAUGAUGUGGUAGCCCGACGCCUCGAGCCGCCCAUUAAGCCGCUGCUGCGAAGUGAGGAUGAUGUCUCCCAGUUUGAUACGAGAUUCACAAGACAAAUUCCCGUGGAUUCACCGGAUGAUACAACGCUCAGCGAAAGUGCCAAUUCAAUUUUUCAAGGUUUCACCUACGUAGCGCCAUCGAUACUGGAGGAUAUGCAUCGGGCCAAUCGGAUGCCGGCGCGCUCGCCACGACGCACACUGCGACAGCAUCAGCUGCCGGAUAACAGCUUUCGGCUACAGUUCCCGUCCGCGAAUGCGAAUGUGGGCGCCAAUGUGCCCAUGGCCAUGCAGCGGUCAACGUUGUUUGCCCGUGCCACGCCCCCACAUCAACAGCACCAGCAUCCGCAUCCGCAUCAUAUGCAAACAUUUGCGCCGCGCCCAUCGCCAGCGCAGGACGAGAUGAUGGAUGUGCAGCAGGGACUGCCCAUGGUCUAAGGUUACUAUUGGAUGUGGUGCCAAGGAGUCAACGAAGGCUAAGCGAAUGGAGUGAAAAUUGUUUUUGUUAAAGGAGAGUGACAGAGAGGGAGUGGCGAGAGAGAGAGAGGGAGAGAAAGGAGAAAUCGCGUGCUACGAUGAACGUUUUGUUUGGAUAUACAUAAAUACUAAAGUUAGAGACAUACGCAAAUACUAUACUAUAACAUAACAUAUGCUAUUGCUAUAGCCAACUAUAUAGAAUAACUAUAUACAUACAUAACAUAUAUAUAUAUGCAUAACAACAUAUAUAUGUCUGUAGAUUGUGAGACACUGAGAGUAGCUAGCUGGAGCGAGUUCCGGAUCGUGUAUAAAUAUUUAUCAAUUACUGAUUAUGUUUUAUACUUAUAUAGGUAAAAGGUUUACACAAUUUAGUUCAAAUGUACACUUUAAACUUUUUUGAUUUUUUAUAUAUACACAUAUACUACUAUAUACAUGCUAUACACGCAAAGAAACAAUAUAAUAAUAUAUAUGUUAGAUACAAACACAUACUUAACCAACAACAUCAACAACAACAACAAUAACAACUAUUAUUAUUAAUUAUGUUGAUUGCUUGAGUUCUAUUAUUUGUGUUAAUUCUAUUCUUAAAUGCACACAGAGAGCCACAACAAAUAUGAUUAUGAAACAAUUAUGAAAACAAUUUCUGUUUAGAUUCGAGCUUUAAAUUCUUGUCUAGCCAUUUAGUAAUUUUGAUGAACCUUUGUGUACAGUGACCACCUAGUAUAUAGGACGAAAAAGAAAGGAAAGAAACAAAACAAAACCAAGAAAACACCAUACAACAAUUAAAACAAUAAUAUA
Messenger RNA from Drosophila novamexicana, 2884 nucleotides. RefSeq names its product ribosomal protein S6 kinase beta-2 (gene S6k). The record is from RefSeq and is a predicted model, not a curated record. Bases 560 to 2050 code for a protein of 496 amino acids. Gene Ontology annotation, molecular function: protein serine/threonine kinase activity; ATP binding. Gene Ontology annotation, biological process: signal transduction; protein phosphorylation. Lineage: Eukaryota; Metazoa; Arthropoda; Insecta; Diptera; Drosophilidae. The transcript has 10 exons.